Molecule: messenger RNA, 2127 nt
Organism: Esox lucius (northern pike)
Lineage: Eukaryota; Metazoa; Chordata; Actinopteri; Esociformes; Esocidae
Product: probable polypeptide N-acetylgalactosaminyltransferase 8
Exons: 11
Coding region: 320-1981 (553 amino acids)
Cellular component (GO): Golgi apparatus
Source: RefSeq, a predicted model, not a curated record
ACCUUGAACCUAUCCUGGUCGCCCAGCCCAGCUAAAGACAGCCAUCGCUUUUUUAUUAUGGGCCCAUGAAAAGCGGAAUCAGUAUGAAAAUGAGGUCUUUAUGGUGGAAACGUCUUUUCAUUUAUCUGGGUUGUAUUUUAUUCAUCAGCUAUUUUGGCAUAUCUGUGGUUUUGAGAAAAACUCCCAACGAAAAGACCGUGUAUACCAAGGAAGACAUAACUAUUGAAAUUGCAAGGAAAUUUUCAGACUUGGAGAGUAGCAUCAACAAAAUAUACAAUUCAUUCAAUAAAUUUGAACAAAGCAGAAUGCUAUUGAGAAGAUGCUAAUGGAUGAAAGAGAGAUAUUUAAAGACCAGAAGUUUGUGGCAUCAUUUGCCAAAUUGAAGCCAGAGCAGAGACACCAAGAUGACCAAAAGCCCAAGCCCCAGAAUGAGGAGAAAAAGGCCUCCAGACUGUUCCCCGACUCGACAUUGUUUAAGAGCUGGGGGAAGACUCUCUCAGAGGAGGAUCAGAAGGAGGCCCAGGCUUUGUUUGAGAAAUAUGGCUACAACGUUUUCCUCAGUGACCGCCUGCCUCUCAACCGAUCACUCCCAGACACUCGUGAAGCAAAGUGCAUGAGUAAGAAAUACCCUAAGGAGCUGCCUAGUAUUGCUGUGGUUCUGAUUUACCUGGAUGAGGCCCUGUCUAUCAUUAAGAGAGCCAUCCACAGCAUUGUCGACCGAACCCCUGGGCACCUGCUUAAAGAGAUCAUUCUGGUGGACGACAACAGCUCCAAUGAUGACCUGAAGAAGGAUCUGGAGGUCUACGUGAAAUCCAUUGAGGCGCAGAAUCCCGGUCUUCAAAUAAUCAUUGUAAAACACACUGAAUCCCUAGGUUUAGCUCAAGCUCGCAACUCUGGGUUUAGAGCUGCUACUGCAGAUGUAGUUGCCAUUCUAGAUGCUCACAUCGAGGUCCACAAGGAGUGGGCGGAGCCUCUUCUGACUCGUAUCAAAGAAAACAGGACGGUGGUGGUGUCCCCUGUGUUUGACAGGGUGAACUACUAUGACCUGGAGGUUGUCCGAUAUCCCCCAUCGGCCCAUGCUUUCGACUGGGCACUGUGGUGUAUGUAUGAGUCCUUCAGACCUGAGUGGUACAAUCAUAAAGACCCGUCACUGCCAGGAACGAGUCCCUCUGUCAUGGGAAUCCUCGUGGUGGACAGGAAAUUCCUGGGAGAAAUUGGAGGCCUCGAUGGUGGAAUGAAAGUUUAUGGAGGGGAAAAUGUUGAGCUAGGCAUCCGGAUAUGGCUGUGCGGAGGCAGUAUAGAGAUUAUCCCUUGUUCAAAAAUUGCCCACAUUGAGAGACGUCACAAGCCGUACCUGCCUAAUCUGAGCUUGGCAGUGAAGAGGAACGCCCUGAGGGCAGCAGAGAUCUGGAUGGACGAGUACAAAAGUAAUGUAAAUCUCGCCUGGAACAUUCCCAUUAAGGAUCACGGAAUAGAUAUUGGGGACGUGUCCGAGAGGAAGAGUCUCAGAGAAAAGCUGAAAUGUAGGCCCUUCAAGUGGUACCUGGACAAUGUGUAUCCUCAGUUGGAAACAUGGGAAAACAUAGUUGCCUACGGAGGGAUGAAGAACGUGGAUGCAAACAGGUGUAUUGACCAAGGGCCUGUUCCAGGUCAUACACCAAUAGCCUAUGAGUGCUACUACUAUGGCCCACAGCACACAUACUACACCAGUAAAGGGGAGCUUUACAUUGGUGGCAUCAAGUCCCACAAGUAUAAUGACAACAGAUGUUUGGCUGACAGUGGGGAAGACAGUGUUCCUGAUCUUUACAACUGUAAGGAGGCUGUGAAGAAGGGCAUGGGCAUUCUCUGGUCCUUCACACAGGGAAAAGAACUCAAGAACAGAAAAACAAAAAGAUGUUUAGAAGUAAUGGAACACAACCUUGUGAUCCAGAACUGCACCAGCCAGACAUGGGAAAUCCAAAAUAUCAUCAGGUCCUUCUAACUGACCAGUGUAGGAUAACACUCAUGACUAAACCACAUUGGAGUAAUAUAAAGCAGAAGAUACCAGAUGGACCUAUAAUUUUCUAUCCCAGUGGGUCUGCCAUUAAACGUGGGAUCAGGUCUGAAAAGUAAAACAACUUAACACUA